Vespa mandarinia (Asian giant hornet) is the source of this 2390-nucleotide messenger RNA. RefSeq names its product Maf family bZIP transcription factor traffic jam (gene tj). Gene Ontology annotation, cellular component: nucleus. The record is from RefSeq and is a predicted model, not a curated record. Gene Ontology annotation, biological process: regulation of transcription by RNA polymerase II. Gene Ontology annotation, molecular function: RNA polymerase II cis-regulatory region sequence-specific DNA binding; DNA-binding transcription factor activity, RNA polymerase II-specific. NCBI's taxonomy places the organism in Eukaryota, Metazoa, Arthropoda, Insecta, Hymenoptera, Vespidae.
AACUUCUUCUUUUCUUCGUCCUUCUUCUCUUUGCCUUUCGAAUGCAAUUGCCGUCGUAAAUCUCGCGGUAAAGUUUGUUGUGCGGCAAACGGGCAGACGUUUCUCUCCCGAACGAUACGAUAGAUCGGUCUCUUGACCUCGCGGUAUAAAGAUUUAAUAGCAUCGCGAAGUCAAGCGAACUUAUUCGCCUUUUGACGAAGAUCGAUCUCGCCCGACGACGUAGAUAUCGAGCAAACGUUAUUCGGCUUGCAUCUUCCGAUUCGAUUAUCCUUUCCUCGUUCUCGUUUGUGGGCUCAUUUUCUACACGGACCUAAUGUCUACGCUUUGUUAGGAUUACUACAAAUUAUUUCUAUCCAUCGACAGAGGUUAUAGAGACGUCGAAGUGGUUCCAGUUAGGUAGGCCACCCUGUAUAUAAUAUAGGAGUUUUUGGAAAAGAGGAACGUUCCCAAAGAAGCAAAGAAAAUAAAGAAGAAACGGGAAAAGAAGAGUAAAGAAGAGAAGAAGUGGUUGGAAAUGGAAGGAGUCGGAGAUAAGGGGCGUGAGCAAAUGGCGGCAACCGAACGAAUCCCAACUCGCGUGCAUCGUUUGGGGUGGUCCCAAGGAGCACGCCCACCCUACUUGGUGACGUCACCAAGUGACAUGCGCGCCAAUGUCAUGUCACCCCCGUCAAGUUCGGCGCGUCGCGCUGCGCUCGAGCGUAUCGGCCACCACUCAGAUAACGGAGACACCGACGACGACGCAUCUCUCUGCUCUGCCGGUACGAAUGGGUUCGCCGAACGUGAUGGUGAACGGAAGCGUGGUGCAAAUUCCAGGACAAGUACAUGGAGGUCAGGGCCUGACUCUGGCACCAUUGACACCACCUGCCCACGAAUUAGAGCAGCCGCAUCCGUUGUACGGGCAACCUCAUCAUAUACAGGUGCAACACGGGGUGCUGGUAAAGGCACCACCCGGUGGUGCUCCACAUUUGACGACCCUUUCGCAUCCAGGCACACCACCGGACACGCCGCCGGUCUCUGCCUCUCCACCCCCGUUGCAGCUGCAUCGCGCCGAGCGAGACCCUCGCGAACGCAGCGGACUCCUAUUGCAUCUGCAACAACCUGGAUCCAUAUUACAAGAUGACAUGCAAGUUGGACCCGGUAUCGGAAUGGGCUGGCUCACCCAAUCCCUCAGACAAGAACCGUUGGAUCUUAGACCUCACUGUCCUCAGGAACAAGGCCAGGAGCCUCAUCACGAAGCUUGGCCCUCGUCUACCGCGAGCCAUCAUCACUUUCAGGAGCAUCAACACUUGCCGAGACAUACCAGGCAUCCCGGUGGGUACAUCACAAUGUCCAGUCACAUCGAGUACUAUGGCGGUCCAGGUUCAGGCGGCGGGAUGCUUCCCGCGGGCGGGGGUGUGAUGCAGAGCAUGGAGGAUAGCAUGCAAGGGAUGCCCAUGCAACCGGGUAGACCGUUGAGCGUUUGCUCGGUCAGUUCUUGUGGAGCCAGUGGUCCAAGUCCUGCUCACAGAACUGCCAAUGGACUUUACUCGAGCUGCGGACCGGCUAAUUCGCAGGAGGAGCUCAUGAACGACGAGCUCCUCAUGUCGCUCUCCGUACGCGAAUUGAACAAACGCCUCCAUGGUUGCCCGCGGGAAGAGGUCGUCCGUUUGAAGCAAAAACGUCGGACUUUGAAGAAUCGGGGAUACGCGCAAAACUGUCGCAGCAAACGACUACAGCAACGUCACGAUCUCGAGACGACCAAUAGUAAUCUGCAAAAUGAGCUUCAACGAAUGAAGGUCGAAUUGGCUCGGACCCAACAGGAACGGGAUCUCUACAAGCAACGCUGUGAAAUAUUGAGGGCUCGUCAGACUCAUAGUCAUCACAGUCAUAGUCACAAUCAUCAUCAACAACAACAACAACAAGCCCCCCAGCCGACGCAGCAACAGCAGCCGCAGCAAGCUCAGCAACAGCAUCCUCAGCAACAACAGCAGCCACCGCCACCGCAACAGCAACAACAGGCGCAGCAACAUCAACAACAACAACAACAACAACAGCAGCAGCAGCAGCAGCAGCAGCAGCAGCAACAACAACAACAACAACAACAACAGCAACAACCGGCACCAGCGAGCCCGGAGGUCUAUCUAUGACAUCGACAGCGCCGAGGAGGCGCUUGCUGGACCUGAACGAUUAUCUCGAUAUCGAAUCCUUGAGCCGCUUCUCGAGAACGAUCGUGGAUCGAGAAAUGGGAUCGAAGAUGGAAGGAAGGAAGGAAGGAAGGAAGGAAGGUGCGAGCGAUAUCCUCGGAGAGAUGGCGUUAUCUCGACAACGCGCCUAAUUCCGAAAAACGAUAGAUGCUAAAAUGCUCUAUGCGUGCGUGUAUACAAAUUAUAAAGAAGGUUUAUACGAGGAUA